AUGUUCGACCUUGAGUUUGUUGGCGUCCUGAGCCAGGCCACUUACAGCUGUUUCUGUUGCAGUUUCCCCCAGUCUUGGUUGCAGUUCGGCCAAAACUAUUUCAAAACUGAACUGUGUGAUUUGGUGUACCAGUGGGUUGGAGGAAUCCCUCCGAUUGCAGGAAUCUUUCAGACCUGGAAUUGCGAUAUUUUGGAACCAGUGGAGCUGAAGGAAACCAAAUCGGUAACAAAGGAGAGCAGGCGAAGCAGGAAAGGGUUUUCUGUGUCUUUAUUUGGUCCUGUUAGUGACAAUAACCUAAGGAGUGGAUCAGCCUCUUUCAUCAACUCAGCAAGCAGUAGUAGGAGACGCAAGAGAAUCUUGCCAGGCAGCAGGGUUCAGACCCCCCGAGGUACAAAAAUCCCAUCCAACGACCUGUUUGGAAAAAUGAUUGACAACGAUCUCUGUCCGGUUUAUAACAAUUCUUCAUUCAUCAUCACUUCUGGCAGUAUCCAAGAGAACGAGAAGAUCAGCAUUGGCCGAGCAGCAACCAACGUCUCAAAAUGGAGAGACGAGGACAACGCAAUCCCUUACUCACAGUCCUAUCCGAUAGAAUACGGGCCUGAAUUCAUGAAGGAUAAGUUUAAUUUGUUCGGGCUCAGCCCUCUCGUUCAGAACUUCCUCCAAAAGUAUCACCUGGAGCCCCUGUCUGGAAUGAACAUCUAUGUAACACGGACUGCGAUCAAGGGGCUGCCAAAAUCUGAACUCCUGACGUAUCACGACGUGAUCGAAGAGGGCUUCAGGAAGCUGUUCACACUGAAGUUGGUGAAGAACAACCUGUACCAACAACAGAUCAAGGGGCUGGCGAUGUUUAACCGCAAGCUCAUAGAAGAACACGAGGCAUUUAAAAGGAGGGAAGCAGAUCUGCAAGCAAAGAAGAAAGAAGUGAAAACCACGUGCCCAUUCCAUCCCAAGGGGGAGUCAUCGGCUUUGGUUAAUAUGUCGGCGACAACGGUUUUGAGCUCCUGGAAAUGAAUCCUCAACGAUGAUGUGGGGGGGGUGGGCUUCUAGUUGGGUGGCCAAACCCAGGCUUGCCCCUCUCCUCAGUGUAACAGCUCCCCCACCCACCCACGUUGUGGCAUCCCCCCACCACCAUACAAUGUCUGAUGUUCUCAGAGGCGAGCCUUUCAAAUAAAGUUGGGGCGAAAUAUUCUAUCACCCAAUCGUCACAGCAAUGGACA
Molecule: messenger RNA, 1217 nt
Organism: Callorhinchus milii (elephant shark)
Lineage: Eukaryota; Metazoa; Chordata; Chondrichthyes; Chimaeriformes; Callorhinchidae
Product: protein FAM227A
Exons: 10
Coding region: 1-1011 (336 amino acids)
Source: RefSeq, a predicted model, not a curated record